AUACAUAAAAACCAAACAAACAAAAUAGAUUGUCGCAAUUCUUUUUUUCAAAUUCAGUGCCUUAAAUCACUCAAAAACCACAACUAAAUCAUCAAACGAUGCGUGCAGUACCCAAGUGGGUUGAAAAAAUUCAUGAACAAAGUGAUAGAAGUGACAUUGCUAGCAUUCAUGCAACCUGCUUCCAUCCAGAAGCAUUGCAAUUAAUUGUUGGAGCAGGUGAUAAAGUGUUGGUCUAUGAUGCUUCAGAUGGGAACUUAAUUGAUACUUUAAAAGGACAUAAAGAUACAGUUUACUGUCUAGCUUACAGUAAGGAUGGUAAACGGUUUGCAAGUGGAUCUGCUGAUAAGACUGUCAUUAUUUGGACUCAAAAACUUGAAGGAGUUCUGAAAUACUCACACAAUGAGGGAAUUCAGUGCCUUGAAUUUAAUCCGGUAACACAUCAGCUUGCUAGUUGCUCUAUAAGCGACUAUGCAUUCUGGUCAUCAGAACAAAAGAAUGUUCAAAAAUAUAAAAUCCAAGCAAAAGUUAAUUGCUGUUCAUGGACUAUUGACGGACAAUAUAUUGCAUUAGGAUUAGCAAAUGGAAUCAUUAGCAUUCGUAAUAAACUUGGAGAUGAAAAAGUAAAAAUUGAUAGAGGCAAAGCACCAAUCUAUGGAAUUCAAUGGGCACCACCGAAUGCAAAUGCUCAAGGUCCUCCUGAUGUUUUAGCUGUUGCUGAUUGGAAUCAAAUGCUAUCAUUCUAUACAAUUGGUGGACAAAUGAUUGGAAAAGAAAGACCAUUAGGAUUUGACCCUUUAUGCUUAAAAUUUUUUAUUGAUGGAGAAUCUCUCGUUGUUAGUGGAUGUAAUAAGCAGCUUCAAUUAUUUACACGUGAUGGUAUACGUGUUGGAACCUUAGGUGAGCCACAUGAAUCAUGGAUAUGGAGUGCUUCACCACAUCCUCAUGGUACAGCUAUAGCUGUCGGAUGUCAAGAUGGAUCACUUGCUUACUACAAUAUAGCAUUUAGUACUGUUCAUGCCUUAUAUAGAGAAAGAUAUGCGUAUCGUGAGAACAUGUGUGAUGUUAUCAUUCAGCACUUAGUAUCAGGACAAAAAGUUCGAAUUAAGUGUCGUGAUUUAGUUCAUAAAAUAGCAAUCUAUAGACAUAAGCUAGCAGUUCAAUUACCUGAACGCGUUGUUCUUUAUGAACUAAGCUCAGCAGAUAACCAACCAAUGCACUACAGAGUUAAGGAAAAAAUCUCAAAAAAAUUUAAUUGUAGCUUGUUGGUCGUGUGUGCACAGAAUCUAGUAUUGUGUCAAGAGAAACGUCUUCAAAGUUUAGAUUUUAAUGGAGAAUUGCAGAGAGAAUGGAUCAUGGAUUCAUUCAUAAGAUACAUCAAAGUAACAGGUGGUCCACCUGGCCGAGAAGGUCUUAUAAUUGGUCUUAAAAGUGGUCAAGUUUGGAGAAUAUUUCUUGAUAAUUCAUUGCCGAUAUUGGUAACAACAGUUUUAUCAUCAGUUCGAUGUUUGGAUUUAAACGCAUCAAGAACAAAACUUGCAGUUGUCGAUGAUGCCGGAAGAAUGGUUGUAAGAGAUUUAACUACAGAUACAUUACUGUAUCAAGAUUCAGGAGUAAAUUCAGUCGCUUGGAAUACAAACUUAGAGUCUAUGCUGUGUUAUUCCCACACAAAUGGUGGUUUGAGCAUUCGAGUUGGAACUUUACCUGCUAAAAACCCUCAGAAUAUGAUUGGAGUUGUUGUUGGUCUUUGCGGAGCAACAGCAUUUUGUUUAAGAGGGAAUAUCAUGACUAAUGUAGCACUAGCUUUAAGUGCAACACUUUGGCAAUUUGUUGAAGCUAAUUUAUUUGAAGAAGCGUAUCAAGUAGCAUGUCUUGGUGUCACAACAAAUGAUUGGGAAGCACUAGCACAAGCUGCUUUAGAUGUUCAUAAUUUUAAAGUUGCACAAGAUGCUUUUGUAAAAACGAGAAAUUUGCCUUGGCUGGAGUUUAUAAAUGAAAUCAAAGUGAGACAAAAGCAUGGAGACGUUCCUAAGGAACUGAUUCAAGCAGACAUUCUAGCUUUUGGUGCAAAGUUCAAAGAAGCAGCUCGACUUUUUCAAAAGUGUGGACAUAGCAAUAAAGCUAUUGCGAUGUACAGUGACUUAAAAAUGUUUGAUCUCGCUCAACAGUUUAUCAAAGAAGAUGACAACAGUGAUGAUAAAAAGGAAUUGGUGAAGAGAAAGGCUGAAUGGGCAUGUUCAGUUCAUGAGCCUCGAGCUGCUGCUGAGCUACUUCUGAGUGCAGGUGAAGUAGAAAGAGCUAUUGAAAUAGUUGCAGAACAAGGAUGGACUGACUUACUCUUGGAUAUUGGAAGAAAAUUGCAAGCAAGUGAAAAGUCUUCAUUGGAAUUAAUUGCAACUCAUUUGAAAAGGUUAAAAGCAUUGCCAUUGGCAGCAGAAAUUUAUAGAAAAUUGGGAGAAGAAGCUCAAGUUGUUCAGCUUCAUGUUGAAGCUAGAGACUGGAAUGAAGCAUUUAGACUAGCUGAGCAUUUAACCCAAGUUUUACCGACAGUUCAUUUGCAACAUGCCCAGUGGCUUGCUGAUUCCGAUCAAUUUAUAGAAGCUCAUGAGGCUUACGUAAUGGCUGGAAAACCUAAAGAAGCUCACAUCUUGUUAAAAAAUCUAGCAGAUUGUGCAGUAAAUGAGGAAAGAUUCCUUGAUGCUAGUUAUUAUACUUGGUUGAGAGCUAAGCAAUUGCUUAAAAUGAUGGAAUUGAAUCCAGAUGAUACCGCACCAUCACAUAUCAAGGAAUUUAAAGUAUUAUUGCAACUAUCAUCGAUUUAUUAUGCAUACUCAACAAUCCAUUCGUACUUACGAGAACCAUUCACAAGUUCUCCACCCUUAAAUUUAUUUAAUACGAGCAGAUUUAUUGCUAAUCAAAUAGCAAACAGCCUUCCACCGAAAGGUCUUAGUAUGUUUGCUGUUUACUACACACUUUCAAAACAAGCAAAAGUUCUUGGUGCUAAUAAGCUGCACCUACAAAUUAACAAUAAAUUACAGUCAUUGAAGGCACCUAGUGGCAUUCAAGAACAAGUUGACAUCAAUAUUAUGAAUUCAAGAGCUGCAAGUGGUGGAUUUAGUGACCCGGAGGAACUUUUGCCGAUGUGCUACAAAUGCUCAAACUUUAGUAUGCAUUUAAGUGGAAAUCAAUGCUCAAAUUGUCAACAAGAUUUUAUUUUUUCUUAUGUUUCAUUUGAAAUUUUGCCACUUGCUGAAUUUUUUCCUGAAACUGAUGUAAGUUCAGAAGAAGCUGAAAGACUUUUGAUGACACCACAAAAGGAAGAUUCUAUCGAUCCGUUCACAGAAACCAUUAUUCAUGAUGAUAUUGGUGACUUGCUGCCGUUAACAUUGAAUCGAGAAUCUCUUCGAGCUAUUGAUCCGAGAAAUGUAAUUUUGGUUAAAUGGCCACUCCCAAUCGGAACUAAAUAUUACAGAAACUUAUUGCCUGAGUUGCAGAUUACUGUUUGUCCUGGAUGUUAUCAAGCAUUUCAUUCUGAAGAUUUUGAGUUGCAAGUUUUGCAAAAAGGAUCCUGUCCAUUCUGUAGGAUGCUUGAAGAAAAGCUUUUCAAUUCGUAUUAACGUGAAAUUAUAUGAAGUGGUAAUUAACUUUUAUAGAUGUUAAAUAGCACAUUAAAUAUUCCGUCCACAAAUGAUGAUUAAUGUGAUUUUAUGUAUUCACAAAACUAAUUUGAGA
Molecule: messenger RNA, 3729 nt
Organism: Chironomus riparius
Lineage: Eukaryota; Metazoa; Arthropoda; Insecta; Diptera; Chironomidae
Source: the annotation of a GenBank genome assembly